Molecule: messenger RNA, 2208 nt
Organism: Pistacia vera
Lineage: Eukaryota; Viridiplantae; Streptophyta; Magnoliopsida; Sapindales; Anacardiaceae
Product: L-type lectin-domain containing receptor kinase IX.1-like
Exons: 1
Coding region: 48-2081 (677 amino acids)
Biological process (GO): protein phosphorylation
Cellular component (GO): plasma membrane
Molecular function (GO): protein kinase activity; carbohydrate binding; ATP binding
Source: RefSeq, a predicted model, not a curated record
UAGUUGGAUCUUGUGCUCCAAGAGAUAGACUAAAAUUGGCACGCAUCAUGAUGAAACUCUACGUCUUAAUUAAGCCCAUUUCAGCAAAACCUCCCAUGGUUAUUUUCUGCAACUUGAUUAGUUUACAGCUUGCCAUGUUACAACUCUUUCUUUCUUCUAUGUUCCUUCUUCCCUCUGCCGCCUCAGUUUCCUUCCAAAUAACUCGGUUUGACAAUGGCAGAAACAACUUACUCUAUGAAGGAGAUGCAAAGCCUAAUGUUGGAGCUGUUGAAUUCAACAGUCUGAGUUAUAUAUGUCAGGUUGGUCGAGUCAAGUAUGCUGAGAAAGUCCCGCUCUGGAACUCUGAAACAAGACAACUUGCUGAUUUUACAAGCCAUUUCUCCUUCAUUAUCGACACACAAAAUAAGAACGCUUCUGCGUAUGCAGCCGGGCUUGCUUUCUUCCUUGCUCCUGUUGGAUUCGAAAUCCCGCCCAAUUCAGCUGGCGGUUUUUUAGGCCUAUUUAACACCACCACUUCUGACUCGUCUCAGAACCAAAUAGUUUUAGUUGAGUUCGACACUUUCCCGAAUGAGGAAUGGGACCCUGAAGUUCAACACGUUGGUAUCAACACUAACUCGAUAUCCUCAGCCAAUUACACUUACUGGAAUGCUAGCUUGCACAGUGGAGAUACUGCUGAAGCAUGGAUUAUUUAUAAUGCUACUACUAAGACUUUGAAUGUGUCAUGGAUUUAUAGUUCAACCUCUAGUUCUUCAGAAAAUUCUAGUCUUUCACUUCAAGUUGAUCUUAUGGAGGUUCUACCUGAGUGGGUCACAAUUGGGUUUUCGGCUGCCACGAGUUACCUUACAGAGCGACAUCAACUUUUAACUUGGGAGUUCAGUUCAAGUUUGGAUGUAAAAGAAGUUAGUAAGGGAAAAGAUGAGAAAAAGAUUAAGCUAGCAAUUGGUCUAAUAGUUUCACUAGGUGUUCUGACAUGUGGAGUUCUUAUAACAUUUGGAAUUUGGUGGGUGCGGAGGCAGAAACGAAUAAGGAGAGAAACAGCAAGAGAUGCGGCUAACUUAACAUCGAUUAAUAAUGAUCUUGAAAGAGGAGCAGGACCAAGAAGGUUUUCUUAUGAUAAUCUUGUUGUGGCCACCAAUAACUUCUCAAAUGACAGAAAGUUAGGUGAAGGAGGGUUCGGUGCCGUUUACAAAGGGUACCUUCAUGAUACAGAUAUGGCAGUGGCUGUGAAAAAAAUUUCCAAGGGUUCUAAACAAGGAAGAAAAGAGUACAUAACCGAGGUGAAGGUGAUUAGCCAAUUGAGGCACCGGAAUUUGGUUCAACUUAUCGGUUGGUGCCACGAUAAAGGUGAAUUUUUACUUGUCUAUGAGUUCUUGCCAAAUAGAAGCCUUGAUUAUCAUCUUUUUGGCAAGAUUAAGAGUCCUCUAACUUGGGCCUUGAGGUACAAGAUAACUCUGAGAUUAGCCUCUGCAUUGCUCUAUCUUCAUGAAGAAUGGCAGCAGUGUGUUGUUCAUCGUGAUAUUAAACCCAGCAAUAUAAUGUUGGAUUCUAAUUUCAAUGUGAAGCUUGGCGAUUUUGGACUAGCUAGGCUUAUGGAUCAUGAGCUGGGUCCACAGUCAGCUUCUCUUUUGGCCGGAACUUUAGGCUACAUGGCGCCGGAGUAUAUAAGAACGGGCAAAGCGAGUAAAGAAUCCGAUGUUUAUAGUUUUGGGAUGGUUGUUCUAGAAAUUGCUACUGGAAGAAGGUCAGUUGAUCCUGUGGAGCAGAGAUCUCAAAUGGAUAUGGUAGAGCGGAUUUGGGAUCUCUAUGGAACUGGAAGUCUUCUUUCAGCUGCUGACGAAAUAUUGGAGAAUGUGUUUGAUGCGGAACAAGUAAAUUGUUUGAUGAUUGUUGGACUUUGGUGUACGCACCCAGAUUGCAAUAUUAGACCUUCAAUAAGGCAAGCAAUUCAAGCUCUUCAGUUUGAGGCUGCAAUGCCGAAUCUCCCUGUGAAGAUGCCAGUUCCUAUUUAUCAUGUGCCCACGCAUUUAGCCAGUCCCGCAGAACCUUUACUCACUGACACAACCCUUACAGUGAGUCAGUAAGCAUGUUUUCUUAUCUUAGUUUGUAACUAUUCAGUAUAUGCAAAAUGUUGAUUGAAUGUCUAUACGUCUUGUAUAUCUUAAACUUAUGAUUGUAUAAAUCAUAGCUGGUAAUCAUAUUUUUAUUAAU